AUGCAGGCUGGACGGACGGAGUCCUUCGACGACAUCUAUCUCGACCUCUCGAAACAGUCGGGGAAAUGCAGGCUGGCCGAGUCGGGAUUAGGAUGGAAGGUUUCCGGCGGACAGACGUUCACCCUCGACAAGGCAGAGAUAAUUAGUGCACAGUGGAGCAGGGCGGCGAGAGGACACGAGCUGAAGGUUAUCGCACGGAAUGCGGGUGUGGUGCAGUUGGACGGGUUCAGGCAAGACGACUUUGACACGAUACAGAAAUGCUUCAAGGUGUGGUAUGGCGUCGAGCUGAUCCAGAAGGAGCAUGCGCUCAACGGCUGGAACUGGGGCAAGAGCGAGAUGGGCCGAAACGAGUUCUCCUUCGCCGUGCGCAACAGACCUGCUUUCGAGAUCCCCUACACCGAAAUUUCCAACACCAACUUGGCUGGCAAGAACGAGGUGGCCGUAGAGUUCUCUCUACCCGCAGAUGGCGAGGAGACAGGCACAAAUGGUCAUCUGGGCGGCGCGAGGUCAAAAGGUCGCAAGACGGGUGGCGCAACCGACCAGCUUACCGAGAUGCGCUUCUACAUCCCGGGCACAGAGACACGAAAAGGCAAAAAAAAGGACGAUGAGGAUGGCGAAGAUGACGAGAACGCCGAGGAGGAAGGCCAGGAGCAGAACGCAGCUACUGUCUUCUAUGAGACCCUCAUGGACAAGGCAGAAAUUGGCGAAGUGGCAGGUGACACAUUCGCCACCUUCCUCGACAUUCUCCAUCUCACACCCCGUGGCCGCUUCGACAUCGACCUCUAUGAGAAGUCCUUCCGUCUCCGCGGCAAAACGUACGACUACAAAGUGGCCUAUGAAAACGCCAAGCGCUUCUUUGUGCUACCAAAACCAGACGACAUGCACCAGCUCCUCUGUAUCGGUCUAGACCCGCCACUCCGGCAGGGCCAAACACGCUACCCAUUCAUCGUUAUGCAAUUCAAGCGUGAUGAGGAAGUCAACAUCGAACUUAACAUGACUGAAGACGACUUGAAGAGCAAAUACAACGGCAAACUCCAACCACGCUACGAAGCACCCAUCGGCAACGUCAUCGCCAAAAUCUUCCACGGUCUAACAGGCAAGAAGCUCUUCCAACCAUCGCACGACUUCACCUCCCACCACGGCCAAAGCGGCGUCAAAUGUAGCAUCAAAGCCAACGAAGGCCACCUCUACUGCCUCGACCGCGCCUUCCUCUUCGUCCCAAAACCUGCCACGUACAUCUCCUUCGACAACGUCGCCGUGAUCACGAUGAGUCGUGUCGGAGGGGCUAUUAGUGCGAGCCGGACCUUCGACAUCACCGUCUCGCUCAAAAACGGCGCCGGCGAGCAUCAAUUCUCCAACAUCAACCGCGAGGAGCAAGCACCCUUGGAAUCCUUCUUCAAGGCCAAGAAUCUCAAGACGAAGAAUGAAAUGGAUCUGGAUUCGGGGAUGAUGGCGGCGGCGUUGGUCGACGAUCCGGAUCUGGCUAGUAGUGAGGAUGAGGUCGUGGCUAAUGAUCGGGGUUCGGCGGAUGAGGACGAUGAGAGCGUGGAUGAGGAUUUCCAGGCUGAUGAUGAGAGUGAUGUUGCGGAGGAGUUUGAUUCGGAUGCGGCGAGUAGUGGUGGGGGUAGUGAUGCGGGGAGUGAUGCUGAGAUGGAGGAUGUGGACGCGGGGGGAGAUGAUGAUGAGGAGGAUUCGGCGGAUAAGGUUGAGAGGCCGAAGAAGAAGGCGAAGACGGGGAAGUAG
Recurvomyces mirabilis is the source of this 1743-nucleotide messenger RNA. It is a transcript of the gene POB3, whose product is annotated as FACT complex subunit. The transcript has 3 exons. Lineage: Eukaryota; Fungi; Ascomycota; Dothideomycetes; Mycosphaerellales; Teratosphaeriaceae. Gene Ontology annotation, molecular function: DNA binding; histone binding; nucleosome binding. Bases 1 to 1743 code for a protein of 580 amino acids. Gene Ontology annotation, cellular component: nucleus; FACT complex. The record is from RefSeq and is a predicted model, not a curated record.